Molecule: messenger RNA, 3316 nt
Organism: Amphiprion ocellaris (clown anemonefish)
Lineage: Eukaryota; Metazoa; Chordata; Actinopteri; Pomacentridae
Product: vesicle-associated membrane protein 2-like
Exons: 5
Coding region: 164-514 (116 amino acids)
Biological process (GO): vesicle-mediated transport; vesicle fusion; SNARE complex assembly
Cellular component (GO): plasma membrane; SNARE complex
Molecular function (GO): SNAP receptor activity; syntaxin binding
Source: RefSeq, a predicted model, not a curated record
UGUUUUUUGGUUUAACAGAAAAAGUGAAUCAGGAUAUUGGAUGGACAAUAAAACUGAAGGAGUCCUUCAUUUAUAUUUAGCUGCUCUCUCUCUCUUUCUGUUUAUUUCUCCCUCACCCUCUUCUUCUCUCUCAGAUUAUCUCCAUCAUCCUGCCUAGGCUGAGAUGUCGACUCCAGAAGGAGGAGCUGCUUCAGGGGCCCCGGAGGGCGAAGGAGGCCCUCCGGCUCCGGCCCCAAACCUGACCAGCAACAGACGCCUGCAGCAGACUCAGGCUCAGGUGGACGAGGUGGUGGACAUCAUGCGUGUGAACGUGGACAAAGUCCUGGAAAGAGAUCAGAAGCUGUCAGAGCUGGACGACCGGGCCGAUGCCUUGCAGGCCGGAGCCUCGCAGUUCGAGAGCAGCGCUGCAAAACUCAAGAACAAGUACUGGUGGAAGAACUGCAAGAUGAUGAUCAUCAUGGCGAUCGUAGGCAUUAUAUUUGUGGGCGUCAUUUUCUUGUAUUUCUUCUACUGAGCUGCUCUUCAGGGACGAACGCACAACUCACAGGACGAGUCUGAACCGAGAUCCUGCCGAGACAAAUCCAGCCUCUCCUCAGCUGCUCUUGGUCCUCCUUCCUCUUCCUCCAUGAUGCCUUCCUCUCAAACCUCCGUGCAUGAUCUGUGUUGUUCUCCACAAACUCCUCCUUCUGCUGCUCCAGUUCAGGUCACCUGACUUUCAGUAGCAGCUGUGAUCAUUUUUCUGUUCGCUGGGAGUCUGAGGGAUUUAAUCACAUCAGGACAGUUUGCAGAAAAGUGAACCAAACAGACUUUUUCUUUCUUGUGUAAAAAUCUUUAACCCACAUUUGUUCAACAGUCCAAAAUGAAAGAAGCCUCCUGAUGCUGUCAGUUUAUCAGUAGUUCUUAGAGGAGAAACUAAAACCAAAUAGUCGCUUUACUUCACUUCUUUACUUUCUUGCUAUCUGAGUUUUAAAACAAGACUUUGACUGUUUGGGUCAAUUUAUAAUUGCGGUACUUUUUGUAUCAUAGUUGACAUAUUUGCUGUUUUCAGGCCUAAAAUCAACAUGGCCGCCUAUAACCAAACGCCACAGGGCAUUUUAGAGAAAGAUUCUUCUAAAUAUUAUAUAUACAACUGAGUAAAAUUGAAAUUGAAAGUUAUAUAUAAAGAUACUGCAGUAAAUCUGUUGACUACUUUACAUUAAAUAAGUCAGAAAGCCUUGGAGUCUGGCCAGUCUUUUCUUCAGGAGGAAAUGACAUCAUGUGGAGCAGGUCAUGUGAUCUGGAAUUAACACACUUCCUGGAGAGGUGUUUAGUAAUGGGGAACUUAGUGGAAAGUGAUUUCUAGGACACAGAAACAAUCUGUUAUUUUCCAUAUAAAAUUUGAUUCCAUAUUUCCAAAAAAGAAAUAUUUGUCAUGAUUAUUUCAACUUAAUAAAAAGAACACAAUCCAAACUAUUUCUGAAUAAACUCAUUUUAAUUUUGUUCAGCUCAUUAGAAGGUGGUUGUUAUUAAAUUCAGACGGUUAUUUAGUUGACAUUUUAGUGAUUUCCAGUAAUUUUUUAUUAAUAAGUGAUUGUUUCCAUAAUAAAUAAUUAUGGAAUUUGUAAAGACAUGAUCAAAAUGAAAAUAAAAACAUUACUUUUUUUUAUUUUAAUGAAAAUAUCCAUCCAUCCAUUAUCUAUACACCACUUAAUCCUCAUUAGGGUCAUGGGGGGGGCUGGAGUCUAUCCCAGCUGACUCAGGUGAAGGCAGGGGACACCCUAGACAGGUCACCAGUCUGUCACAGGGCUACAUAUAUAGACAAACAAUCACUCUCACAUUCACACCUACGGGCAAUUUAGAAUGAUCAAUUAACCUCAGCAUAUUUUUGGACUGUGGGAGGAAGCCGGAGUACCCGGAGAAAACCCACGCAUGCACAGGGAGAACAUGCAAACUCCAUGCAGAAAGAUCCCGGGAAAGCCGGGACGCAAACCAGGGAUCUUCUAGCUGCAAGGCGAAAGUGCUAACCACUACACCACUGUGCAGCCCUAAUGAAAAUAUAUGCAAGAUAUAUCCCAUGGACUUCAAAAGUCCCUCAAUUAUAUAUUGACCCAUUUGCUGUGUCGUGGUUUUAAACAGAUUUCAGGCUAAAUAUCUGGAAAAAAACACAGCAUCUAGUAAAUCAGUGGCACUUAUCAGAUAAAUUGUCAUCUUCACACAAUUUUGUGCUCUGCAGCAGUAAAAAAUUUCACUUUGGCUUAAGAAUACCUGGAAAUUCUAUGUAGAAAAUGUAUCUGAAAUGACCAAAAUUAAAUUUGUUGUAUUCGUUUAUUUGUUCAGGAGAAUUUAGAGUUGGUUGGUCUAAAAGGUGUUGACUUCACAGCAGACAGGUGGUUAGAACUGUUUGAACAGGAAGUUUAUUUUUCUUACAACAUUUAUAGAGAAGUCGUCCCAGUAAAAGCCGGAAUUAGUGAUUUUUAUCUCAAAUUUAUUCCUAAUAAAAUAAAAUGCAAGAGAUCUGUAUAAGAUUGGAGAAAAGCUGUUUUAUCAGCAAGGUUUAUAGAAAAUAUAAUGAAGUAAAGAUUUUAGAAAGUGUGCUUAAGUGUGUGCACAUGAUAGAGUUAAAUAUCAUCUGCAUACAUGGCUAAGGACUGUCAAUCAAAAUGGAUUCCAGUUAAUUAUCCCAAACCUACAGACGGAUAGGAAGUCUGGAUAGGCUCAUAGUGUCAGACACAGGUCACAGUUAUGAUAAAUGGCCAAAUAUAACAAGAAAUCCUGUUUGUUUUCUUUAUUAUACAGAUUAUAAUCUGCCUGUAAAAGGACUGAAACAGUGAACAUGUAUUUUCUCUCUCCUGUGUUUUCCAUCUGUCCUCCCUCAGCCUUUUCCGUCCUGUACUCAUGUUUUUCUGUCAGCGUUGCUGCUACUGCUGCUAAUUUAAUUCCACUUUGAGCAGAAAAUUCACCUCCUGGAUAAACAUGACUGGAAUAAUUUAGAUAUUUCUUUUCUGUUCGUCUGCCCAGCUUCAGUUUCGACUUAAGAUGCAGUGUUUCUUUUUGUUGUGUUGUGAACCGACCUGACUUGUUUUCUGUGGUUUGAAUGUGCAACAUGUGUCUUUGUUCUUUCUGGUUCCUCUUUACAUGAAUGAAAACGUAGAAUGUGAGUUUACUGUAGAUAUUAAAGCACUCAUUAUUUAACAUGGAGGGAUAAAUAAUUGCAUUUAAGACUGAAUGGUUAAAGUUUGAAGUGGAAUUCAGGAUCAGAGCUGCUUCUGUCCUGCUGGAUGUUCUUAAGAUGUUGAGAAUGUUCUUAGAAUUCAAAUAAAUUCAUGUUUGCAACAGA